This is a messenger RNA of Brugia malayi, 2685 nucleotides long. Its product is annotated as Sybindin-like family protein. NCBI's taxonomy places the organism in Eukaryota, Metazoa, Nematoda, Chromadorea, Rhabditida, Onchocercidae. The transcript has 18 exons. The record is from RefSeq and is a predicted model, not a curated record. Gene Ontology annotation, molecular function: chitin binding. Bases 1 to 2685 code for a protein of 894 amino acids.
AUGGAAAAUACUUUAUGUAUGACUAUUGAGCACAUUCGUGCUGCUACUAAUCCACAAUCAUUUUACCAGUGCAUUCCGCUUAGUGAUCAAGAAAUCGAACGUUAUUUUCUGGUUGAUAAUAAAAUUGGAAUAUGGAAAAAGCAAACUUGCCCAGGAGAACAUCAUUUUGACUAUAUGAAGCAAGGUUGUAGUGAAAAAUAUAAGUUACGUAGACAACAACCGAACUGUCAACAAAAUCCGACUGUUAACGGAUGUGAAAAAACUUGCCAAGUAAGAAAUAUAACGCCAAUGCAAAUGGAGCCUUGUGAUUGGUUAUCAUCAACUUUACAACUCGAUUCCACUAACAAUGCUGCUUUCCUACAGUGUAUACCACAGCAAACCAGAUCAUGCGGAAUAUGGACAUCAAGAAGAUGCGGUGCAGGGACAACAUUUGAUGCAAGAUUGCAAAUUUGCACGCUUAAUCGUUUACUUGGUUGUCCGGUAGGUUCAUUACCGGUUAGUCGAUGUGCUCAACAAUCAUUUACGAAUGUAUGUCCUGGAAACUCGCAAUGCACAGAGGAAUAUCAAGUUUGCUGUCAGUCAAUGUCAAAUCUACCAACUAAUUAUGAACCAUCAUUACCAAUAUCAGUACCUGUUAUGAAUAAUCUUUUACCUCAAGUAUGUCCUCCAAAUACAGGAUCACCUGUAGCAGCUUGUUCACCAAUCCAGUCAUGUCCACCUGGAACGAUAUGUUAUACGAUUAGUGGUUUCUGUUGUAGUAUCAUCGCAGAAUCAAUGCAAUCCUUACCUAUUCCAGUUGUUCAACCAUUACAACCACAAACACCAAUACCAGUCGUACAACAAAAUUCUUUCCAAAUUGUUCAGCAACAACAACAAAUCGUCAUUAUGUGUCCCAAUGGUUUUCCUGGAAUACAACCUUGUGGUUUCAUGGAACAAUGUCCAGCAAAUAGUGGUUGCUAUCGUGGUGUAUGCUGUCCAUUAACUUGUCCCAGUGGUCAAGAUGCCACAGGAUUUUGUGGUCAAACAGUUUCAAUGACAAUGUCGUGCUCACAACAGGCUAGUUGCAUAUCAGGGUGUUGCUGUCAACAGCAUGAACCAAUUCGUAUGCCAAUUUGUCGGAGUGGUGUUACGGCUGCUUCAAGAUGUGCUGUUGAUCAGGAAUGUGGUCCAGGAAUGGAAUGUUCUAGUGGUGGCUGUUGUCCAAUACCGUUUUGUCCUACCGGAAUACAGGCAAUAGGCCGCUGUCCGUCAGGUAUGGGUUGUCAAAGUGCAUCAAUCUGUGCAAAUGGUUUAUGUUGUCCUGCACCGCGCUGUUCUACAGGUGUCAUCGCCCUACGGAUUUGCGUAUCCAAUGAUGAAUGCGGAAAUGGUUUUGAAUGCGCUAAUGGUGGUUGUUGUCCACUUCCACUUUGUCCCAAUAAUCAAAUCGGUUCACAACGAUGUGCAACCGGUGGGUGCUGCUGUCCAACCGGUCAGCAGUGCAUUAGUGGUGUAUGCUGUCCAUUGCCAGCUUGUUCAAACGGGAUCCUGUCGGCGACUCUGUGUGAAGCUGGAAAUGUUUGUCCACAAGGUAUGGAAUGUAGCAAUGGCGGUUGCUGUCCGUUACCAGUAUGUCCAUCUGGUGCUCAAUCAUCUGGACGAUGUCAUGGAAAUUCUUGUCCCGUUGGGCAGGUAUGUGAGAAUGGAGUAUGCUGUCCAUUACCUGUGUGCUCUAACGGACAACUUGCUGUUCAGUUAUGCGCUUAUGGUAACAGUUGCCCGAUUGGUUAUAUUUGUGAAGGACGAGGUUGCUGCUUGGAACCGUUACCACUUUGUCCGAAUGGUGUUCAUGCAUAUCAGCGAUGCAAUCGUGGUAUUGACUGUCCAACCGGAUUCGGUUGUACAGCAGUGGGAGUAUGUUGUCUAUUGUCGCUGGAACCAGUAUGUCCUUCAAAUCAGAAUGCCAUUUGUCAGUGUGCUCCACCUGAUAAUUGUCCACCACAAACUUCAUGUACCAUGGGUACAUGUUGCACUUCAGCAUCGGUGAAGGUGUAUGAUCAUGUCCCAGGAAGUUCUUGUCAAGCAUCAUCACAGUGCAACGGCUUUAACAGUGGUGGUGCGCAAUGUGUGCAUUCAGUUUGCGCAUGUAUCAAUGGUGCUGCAUCAAACGGUGCAACUUGCCAUCAAUUCAAUCCCGCUGUUUUGCUACAGGCUCGAUCAGGUUGUGACCAAUAUGGUUCACCUUGCAAAUUUGCAUUUAGCACCGCUCGAAGAAAACCUUUAUUUGCUCCAUUUGGUAAUAUCACUGAACAACCAUUAUGGUAUGCAGUAGUGACAUCACGACAUUGCUUAUGGAAUGCAUCAAUUGCUAAUUUUGAUCCGGAUAGCACUUGUCUUCCCAAUGAGAAAUGCAUACGAGGGGAAUGUCGCAUAAAAUUAUGGCCAGGUGAAUAUGCUUGUACCAGUGAUGAAGAAUGUUCUUCACGAUGUAGCAAUACCUAUUGCUCAUCAAAUAGUGAUAAAGGAAUAUCACAAUGCCUUUGUUCUAAUGGCAAAUUCCUACUUUAUGGACGAUGUCUUCAUCAAUGCCCAACUGGUUUUCAUGCUAAAGGAGCAUACUGUGAGCACGAUGAUGAGGAUCAUUUCUGGAUGGAUGGAAAUCAACAAAAUUCUUUGCGAGAACUUCUCAAUUCAGGAAUUUGUUAA